Mangifera indica (mango) is the source of this 4212-nucleotide messenger RNA. Its product is annotated as protein NLP1-like. Lineage: Eukaryota; Viridiplantae; Streptophyta; Magnoliopsida; Sapindales; Anacardiaceae. The record is from RefSeq and is a predicted model, not a curated record. Gene Ontology annotation, molecular function: DNA-binding transcription factor activity; protein binding. The transcript is spliced from 7 exons. The coding region runs from base 948 to 3758 and encodes 936 amino acids.
GAUAUUGACUUGCAGGUGGAAGAACGCGGAUGAAGAGUGAAUUAUAACUGAUUUGAUGAAGAGGAAUUUUUAUUAGUGAUAAAGCUUAAUUAGAUUAAUUGGAAUGAGUGAUUGAAAGUGUUUCCUCAGAAGCAACAAGAAGGGCUUGCAUGGGCAGCAGCCACUCCAUACUAAAUCUGUACUUUCUCUUUCUGCUAUUUGGAAUCACAACACAAACUCAUGAUUAACACUAAAAGUUAUUAAUUAGAUUAAUCGUAGACGCGGCGACUCGAGCAGAACCUGCAGCAAGAGGCGGUGGCGUGGCGCCCCAUAAUUCUUAAGAGCCAGUUUCAGAUUAAUCGUAGACGCGGCGACUCGAGCAGAACCUGCAGCAAGAGGCGGUGGCGUGGCGCCCCAUAAUUCUUAAGAGCCAGUUUCAGGUUUAGGAAAGCUAAAAAAGAGAGAACUGUAAUUUUAUCCAUUUUUAUGGAGUCAAAAGAAGCACACGAUAUUCCAAAGCGUUGAAAGUUGAGGCAUUUCCCGGGUAAACAUGGAGUUACAAAUUUCUUAAAAGGAUGAGAUCAGCGUUGAAUAAUUCAGAUGAAGAAGAUCAGGAAGAUGGUUCGAGAUGAUGACACGUAUCGAUGAUUACUAUAUAUAGAAGCCUGUUACACUACCAUGGUUAAGGUUCUGAGUUCUGACUGGCUUUUUUUGAGGUUGUCUGAGAAUCUUCAAGUCGAAUGAGAACUUAUCGCCGCUUGUAGCAGAUGACAAAAAACAAAUUUUUGUUGAAGAUGUUUCUGCGACUCGAACAGAUUAGGUUUUUGGAAACUGGCAAAAGUAAUCCUUCCUGGAAGUUCCUUUUUUGGUUCUUCAUCUUUAGCGUACUAUUGUGCUUUGGUUCCUGAUACAGUUUGACAUCCGGAUUUACUAGUGUUUGGUAGAUGCAAAUUUGAAGAGUUAUUGACAUGGAUGAUGCUACUUUUUCUCCUAAUUCAAUGCUUGGGGCCUUCCCGGAAACUGCCAUGGAUUUGGAUUUCAUGGAUGAGCUCUUGCUGGAAGGAUGCUGGUUAGAGACAACAGAUACAUUCGACUUUCUGCAGCCGGGUCCUUUAAGUUCUGCUGCUGUUAAUGACCCACCACAGUUUUUGCCGUGUUCAGCGCCCAAUACUGGUUUGAAUAUAAACAUACACCCUCAUCAACAAUUCUAUCAACAAAAACCAGAAAGAAAGUCCUCUGGAAAUUCUUCACUAGUUUUCCCAAAAAUUGAAGAGCUUCAGGAACAUGAAUCUCAAAACCCUGCAGGUUUUGAGUCUAGUUCUUCUUUUCAAUACGGGCAUUUUGCUGUUGAAGGUUCUGAAUCAGGCAGAAGUUUGUGGACAGCACCUAGUGUGAAGUCAGGCCCUUCUUCAUCAGUGAAGGACAGAUUAUUUCAGGCUAUAAUUCGUUUGCAAGAGUAUGUAAAAGAUAGGAAUGUCCUUGUUCAGGUAUGGGUGCCUAUAAGAAUGGAGGGCAGGCAUGUUCUUACUACUGCUGGCCAGCCAUAUUCUCUCGAUCCAAAUUGCAAGAGUCUUGCAAGUUACAGAAAUAUUUCAGAAACCUAUCAGUUUCCAGCUGAUGAGGAUUCUAAAGAAUUGGUUGGGUUGCCUGGUCGAGUUUUCUUGCGGAAGUUGCCUGAGUACACUCCUGAUGUUCGUUUUUUCAGAAGAGAUGAGUACCCGCAGGUUGGUUAUGCUGAAAAGUAUGGCGUUCGUGGAUGUCUUGCCCUUCCUGUUUUCGAACAAGGCAGCAGGAUUUGCUUGGGUGUUGUUGAGAUUAUCACAACCAGUCUAAAGACUAGUUAUCGACUGGAUCUUGAAAAUGUUUGUCAAGCUCUUGAGGCUGUCAAUCUCAGGAGUUCACAAAACUUCAGCACACCCUCUGCCAAGGCUCGCAGCAAUUUGUACCAUGCAAGAUUGCAGGAGUUAUCAGAAGUGUUGACUUCUGUCUGCCAGAGACAUAGCUUUCCCUUAGCUCUGACGUGGGUCUCCUGUGACAAUGAAGCUGAAGGUGGAUGCCUGCAGUCUGAUGAGAAUUAUGCUCAUUGUUUUUGUACUGUGAAUUCUGCUUGUUUCGCGGCCAGUGAAAAACUAUCAGGCUUUCUUGAUGCAUGCUCUGAGCACCAGCUCCUUCAAGGCCAAGGACUAGUUGGCAAAGCAUUCUUAACAGGACAACAGUGUUUUGCAGCUGACAUAACUGCAUUUAGCAAGUCAAAGUAUCCUCUCUCGCAUCAUGCUCGGUUAUUUGGUUUAAGUGCUGCUGUAGCAAUUCCACUGCGGAGCAUAAACACCGGAUUAGUUGAAUAUAUCCUGGAAUUCUUCUUUCCAAAGCAAUGCCAGGACACUAAAGAGCAAAAAUGGAUGCUGAAUUUGUUGUCUAUGUUUAUAGAAGAAUCUUGCCAGACUAUAAAUCUUGCCAUUGGCAAGGAGCUGGAGGAAAUCAUUUUGCCCAUUAGGGAAACGGGAGUCGCUUCAGAUGUUUCUUCCCCUUCUAAAGAAACAUCAUCAGAACAGUCAUCUUGGGUUGCACAGAUGAUAGAGGCACAACGAAAGGGUAAGGGUGUCUCUGUCUCAUGGGAUUAUCAUAAAGAACCAAAAGAAGAGUUCAGUGUGACCACACAUUGGGAUGAUGCUCGGGCAGAAUCAUACCAUAGGCAGGUUUUUCCAGAGCUUGGGCAAUUUCCGCAGAAUUGUGUGGCCAAAAGUGGUGUUGAGGGCGGUGUGGAUUCAUCUUCCCUUCGUGGGCGCCGGUUGGAAGGAAUCAGAAAAUCAGGAGAGAGGAGGCAAACCAAGACAGAGAAGACAAUCAGCUUACAAGUUCUCCGACAAUAUUUUGCUGGGAGCCUUAAAGAUGCUGCUAAGAGCAUUGGUGUGUGCCCUACAACUCUAAAAAGGAUAUGCAGGCAACACGGGAUCACCCGUUGGCCUUCACGAAAGCUUAAGAAAGUAGGUCACUCUUUAAGGAAACUCCAACUUGUGAUCGAUUCAGUCCAGGGUGCCGAGGGUUCUAUUCAAAUUGGGUCCUUCUAUGAGAGCUUUCCAGAAUUGAGCUCUCCAAACGAUUCUGGGAAUGGUCCUUUUUCAUCAGUGAAGACAGGUGACCAUUCGAAGCCUUUAAAUUCCCAACCUGACAAUGGUUUAUUCAGGAUGGCUCUUACUGUUUCAAAAUCCCCAUCCCCGUCUUGCAGUCAGAGCUCUGGUUCAAGCACUUGUUGCACUGGCGCAAACCAGAAUACCGCUACCAUCAGUGCCUUGAGUAGUAGAGACACACUGGAUGUACAAGACUCUGGUAGGAUGCUAAAGCGGGCUCACAGUGAUGCAGAUUUAAAUGCCAUGAAUCAGGAAGAACCAAAGUUCAUUGCAAGAUCACAAAGCCAUCUAAAUCUUGAGUCUCUACCUCCCUUGCCAAAAGGUCGAAAGCACUCUCCACAAGAUAGCAGUACCUUCAGAGUCAAGGCAACUUUUGGAGAAGAAAAAAUACGGUUCAGCUUGCAACCAAACUGGCUAUUUAAAGACAUCCAACAAGAGAUUGCAAAGCGUUUUAGUAUAGAUGAUUUUAACAGAGUCAAUAUCAAGUAUCUGGAUGAUGAUCAUGAGUGGGUUCUUUUGACAUGUGACGCAGACCUAGAGGAAUGUAUAGACAUACAUAAAUCAUCUCAGAGCCACACAAUCAAGGUCUCCCUUCAGGUAGCAUCUCACCUGAAAUUAGGAAAGGUCUUGCAUAGCUCUAUGCCAUACUAGAAUGAUACUCGAAUUUCUGUAGUUCACAGUGCCGAAAUUCAAGAGUAUAUAUGGCUAGAAUGUUGUGGAGCUGGCAGCUUACCUAAAUGGUGGGAGAUCUUUUUAAAUAAUUAGUAGAUUUGGAAUUAUGUCACUUUAAUUUUAGUGUGACAGCCAAGGAAUCUACACUUUUAUGGAUCACUGGGUGUUGUGAAAAUAUAAGAAACUGUAGAAACUUUGGGGACUAGAAUAAGGAAUUUGCCUGCAUGUGAAUCAUGUAAUUGCUAGACAAAUAUUGGAUUAAGAGGAUUGAUGGUGUGGAUUAUCACACCUGCUUUCUUUACUAUGUCUGUAUUUGAUUCUAAGGAUAUAAUACUGAGGCUUGAAAGCUUCAAUGGUGCCCCAAAUUCAAUGUAACUUUUCAUUUUAAUAGUUACCUGCUAGAAUGUACAAUAAAUUUCCCAUUCUCCGUGAA